This is a messenger RNA of Sungouiella intermedia, 4743 nucleotides long. NCBI's taxonomy places the organism in Eukaryota, Fungi, Ascomycota, Pichiomycetes, Serinales, Metschnikowiaceae. The record is from the annotation of a GenBank genome assembly.
AUGUCGAAACAAAAGAAAAACUCGCUAUUGGCGGGCCACAGUCGUGCGGCCCAUACAACGUCAGCCAAAGACGAGAUCACAGCAAUGAAGUAUGUGAUGGAUAAGCCUAUCUUGCCCGUGUACCCAUUGGACGAUAAGCAGCCACCCAAAGUAUAUCCUGACUAUGUUCCUUGGCAAGAAGACGACUCAAUGAAGGAUAAAUUGAAGAAUUCAGGCUACCUUAACAAAGGUUAUUUUGAGAGUCCACUGGUAUCAAACGAAUACUACUCGGCUCGAAAUUUAAUCCAGGAGACCCUUUUUUCGUCUACUCAGAACUGCUCGACGAUACUUAAAGAACUUUCACAGCAUUUUACAAAGGCAUACAAAACCAGGAAUGAGGUGAUCAACAAGAUUUCCUAUUCUUCCAACGCAUUCAAAGUUCCUCCACGAGUAACUCUCACCGCCUCAAAAAAGGAAGCAUGGCUAAAGGAUUUGGCCAAUCAGGAUGUGCCCUUGCUGGCCGUUUCAGUAAAACUACCUCAUGGUAUCAGGAACAAGGUCCUAGUUGAUAGUAUGUGCAACUAUGUGGUUCCCAUCUCGCGGGCCAUUUGGUUCACCAAGUGCUCUCUUUAUAGUGAGCUUCUCUUGUUGCGCAGAAAGUAUCAAUCUAAACAGAGCUCAAUUCCUCAGAAUGGAGUGGUCAACUUUCCACCUUUGGAUGUUUUUGAGGGUCGUUGGCUUCAGGAGUGGACUCAGCAGGUUGCAGAUUAUGUGUUCAAGUUUUCAAAGGAAAUGCCAAAUGUGGGGACGGGAGAGCGGAAGGGACCAUUCCAAUCAAAAUUGAAUUAUUUGCUCUCGUACAUUCUGUCCUUGUACGUUGAACGUCUCAUUGAUAGAGUGUUCUUCUUGUCGAGCAUCAUCAAGUUUUUGAGAGAUGACUUGCCUUUUGACACUGCCGACCUUGCACUUUUGUUAGACUUAUCAAAAGCAGAGGAAGGUGAGGAACUUGCAAUUCUUUCACAGCUAUUGAAAGGAAGAUCCGUCAAUUAUGGACAGAUUUUGGUGGGAAUGACGUUGAUUACCAUGUUCUGGAAUGAUAUUAUGGAAGAAGACUUUCUCUGCAAGUAUUUUAGCGAGUCACUUCUUCUCAACCACUUCUUGAUUGAGAAAAUCCCAGUUUUGACUGCGAAGACAUCUCGUUCGUCUCUCGCAUCCAGCUCUUUACUGAAGAUGCUUAAGGAUGACCUACUCUUACUCAUUUCAACUUCCAUCAAUAAGCUUUUCAAACACAAUACCAAUGUUUUCAUCGUGCCAAACUAUUGGGUGUUGAUAGGUGAUGUUCUCUAUCAAGUGCUCAUGAAGGAUAAUUCAUUAACAGACCCUAUCCAGCAAGAAAAUCUCCAGAAGGUUCUUCAGCUCAUCAAUUACAGAAAUGUCAGUCUCAUGCUCAAUAUGAAGUAUCUCGUUCGGGAGGAAAGAAAAGAAGUGUCACCUCGUGUUUCUGCAAGAAGAAGUUCGUAUCUUGACGCUGACUACCAGUCGGCAAGUUCCAAGUCUAGGUACCAGCGAGUCGAAGAGGCAGAACACACAUACAUCAAUCGUGCAACCGACGACAAUUUGAAAUUUGUGGAGCAGCUAGAUAACCUCAAGCUCAACAACAGUUUGACUGCUUUGUUGAAACCAAGACCCUCAACUCUGUUUGACUCCAACUUGUGGAAGACGAAACUAAAAAUUGUGGUGUAUUGGUGUGUCACCGUCUAUCGAGACAUGGGUUCCUCUUCGGAAAAGAUCUUAAUCAUUUGUAAUUACUUGAAAAGAAAAGUCUUACAGGCUUUGACUACAAGAGGUAGCUCGCAUCUCAAGGCAGAGUUUGAGAAUGAAUUACUAGAAAGCAUUUUCAGUUUAUCACAAGAACCAGCUGAGAAUAUUUGCAUGUACAAUUUGUACGUGCUCAUCAACGAGUUGUACCAGCUCAAGAUUAUCUCAAUCUCGUCCUACUUGAGAAAGAUCAUUGCAUGUGGAGUGUUUUACAAGUCCCCUCAGGAAGGAGAAAAUAUCACACAGCUUUCCAGUGAUCCCCAGAUUUCCUUCCAUCUUUCAAUCUUGCGAAAUUUGCCUGUCUUGAAUAACAAGCAAUGCGAUCACAUCUUACGGAAAUGGACAGUCGAAGGAUUUAAUUUUCUUGAUCAUUUCACAAGUGGAACUUCAUUGCUCCAAGAGCAUUUUUUGAAUUGCCUAGUAAACAACACUUUCGGAUCAAAGUUUCACGAAAGCUUGCAGACUAUCUCGUCCUUAAAUGUGGGUGUCAAGUUUUUGUUGGUGAAUUGGUUAACAUCGCAAGUCAAGAAGACUAUAUCCAAUUCUCCUAGACUUAUUCACAUCACGCCUUCAACAAUUGCAAACAUAUAUCUGUUCUAUUCGAUUACUGAUAAUUUAACUGUCUUCUUCAAGGUUUUUGUGAAGUAUGUCUUGCAGAAUGAAAAUAAGGUCAUCAUAUUUUAUUUGGAUACCCUUUAUUUCAUCUCCAAGUUGAUUUUGCAUCAUCACAAUUUGGUCAAAUUUAUCGCUGGCAGCAGUUAUGAAGCUGUUUCUUCAGCCUAUGAACUCUUCAAACUUGUGAUCUUGAACUAUAAGGAUCUCCUGUCUCGUGAGACUGAUUUGUACAAGUUUAAAGAAGUCUGGCGUAUUAUUGAUUCGUCUGUUGAGAAGUCAUCCAAGACUGAGAGUAUGCAGACGCACACAACAAAGGGUGGACUUGAUAGAUUAUUAUAUGGGAGAGAAACUGCCGAUUCGCCAGUCAAAAUUUCUGCCCAUGCGACAAGACAGAAUGAUGCCUAUUCUGCUGAAACAUUUAAGUACGAUCUUGAAUCGUUACUAACAUUAAAGAUUCCGGAUUUAACUGGAGAAGAAUUGGAUGACUGCUUCAAUGAAAUUGCACACUGGGGUCAUCCUUUCAAGAAGGAACAAUUUACAGAUAUAAAUUUGGCAGAACAAGCGAUCCAACAGGUUCUCCAUGAAUGGCUCCAAAGAGUUGCUAAGCUCACAGAGAGUGAGGAUUUGGCAAUCUUUAAGCUCUUGGAAACUCUUAAAAAGAACUUUAAAUUGAAUGGCGGAACAAUGUUCUAUAGCUGCGUUCAAUUAUUUGUGUCCGAAGUGUUGCAGAAGAAGCAAGUGAACCACGAACUUGCCCUCUUGCUUGCUAAGCUUUUGACAUAUGAGAUUCUUCUGAUUUUUGAUCUCUUCAACAUCUUCAGGCAACUCCAUAAUAGUGCCGAUUGGCUCACAGAAAUCUUCACAUUUGGUUCAAAUGAAGUAUUUGGGUCCCUUUUCAGCUACCAGUCUUUGCUCUUGGACAACAUUCAAAAAGAGUAUAUUAGAAAACAUUACGAUGAUGUUGUGAUUUAUUCAUUGGAAAGAUUGAAGAAAGAGGGUAUGCAUUCUGAAAAAGGAAUUUUCGUUCGUCAUAAGAAUUCUAUUCUUGGUGUUGUGAGAGAUGCAUUGAUUUUCAACCGAAAAUGGACAAUGCAUUGUCUUGUGGGUGAAAUGGAGACUAAAGAUCUGAUUGAACUCUGUGAUCAAUUGUUUCCAUCGGAGCUCUUAGUAAGCAACAUUGAUGAUAUCUCAAACCUCGCCAAGGCUUCCAACGAAUUUUCUUUACCAAUAAUUCAGACAAUCUUAAAAGUGGUAACGACAAGCAUCCUAGAUCCAAAUAAGGUUCAGGUCAUGGCCAGCACAAUUCUUGACAAUUUACACUUCCUGUUCGGACCCCAGAACUCAUACUUCGGCGAAAUGUUCAACUACCUCGACUGGGGAUUCAAAUUGCAGAUCUUCAAUUACCUAGAGAAGAUUUUCCUCACUCAAAUCCAAUUCGAACCCGUAUGGGAACUAGAAAAUGCCAUGGUGACAGAGGAUGUGCACUAUGUUUCUCUUCGAUUGAAUGAAGACGGAAUUGAGUUGAUCCCUAUCUUCAAAGAUUUCUUCAAGAAGUUCUCUGUUUCAUCAGUGGACAAGCUAGACACUCCACCAGAACUUUUUGAGAAUCUUUCUAAUUUCUUGGUCAAGUUGUUGCAACUCCUCAACAAUCAAGCAGCAGUGGAACUGGACGACCGUACUAUCCACGACACGAUAUCCAUCCUAUUGCGUCUUCUCAUCAUCCACAAAACGUCAUUAACAUCUGCAAUGGCGCGUGAAGACUCUGUCAACUUUGUUUUUUUGAAGAACCUCGUUGCUCUUCUCAACUCGUCCUACUUAGCUGAUGGACAUGAAAAACUUCGCAUUUUGCUCUACGAUCUACUUUUACUCAUGAAAAGCUCGUUAACACAAAUUCUCAGUGUUGCUAGUGACGAUAUCAUGGCUACUUCGCCACAACAAAACUCGCUGCAUAGCCCGCUGAACGCUGAAGCCAAGAGAGAUAAUGCCCUCCUGGAGUCUUCAGAUUAUGGAUCUAAUGCACUAUCCACCAUCAUGGCAUUACCAUUUGAAACAUCUGGAAGUGCCGAAAGUAACAGUGCUAUUGCCCUUGAUCGUUCUGAACUCGAAAACGACGGUGACAUUGAUUUUGUCAAUCAGAGUGGGUUGGUCCUACAGCACUGCAGACGAGACUCUAUGACGUUUAUUCCAUACAUGGCCCAAGACGAUCAUCCAUCGGUACCCUUUUCCAUCAAGAGUCUCAAACUCAUCGAGGAUACCAGCACUGGACUCAACGAUGGAUGUAUUGACCUCUCGUUGUUUGAUGCAUACACUACCAAGGAGAAUCCCUUGUAA